GAGCCGGCCCCACCCUCGAGCCUUUGGUUCGCGAAACUUUCCGCUCAAGGCCUUCCCCUUGUCCUUCCCGGCUGCCGUAGUUUAAAAAAAAAACGGUUACCCAGCAACGAGAUAUAACAACUGGAUCCAUCAGCUUGAAGAGAAAGAAGAGGUACCGUAGGCAAUUCUUUCCAAGGAAAUGUCGAUUCCUUUCUCCAACACCCACUACCGAAUUCCACAAGGAUUUGGAAAUCUUCUUGAAGGGCUGACACGGGAGAUUCUGAGGGAGCAACCGGACAAUAUACCAGCUUUUGCCGCAGCAUAUUUUGAGAACCUUCUAGAGAAAAGAGAGAAAACCAGCUUUGACCCAGCAGAAUGGGGCGCUAAGCUGGACGACCGCUACUAUAACAAGCACCCGUUCAAGGAGCAAGAACAAUCUGAGAUAUGUGGAAAAGAAACGGGAAAGUCUGGGCGAGAAGAAACACCAGUUACUGUCUUUGAGGAGUCUACUGAGGAACAAAGAGAAAAGGAGGAGCAUGCUGCUCUCAAAAUCCAAGCAGCCUUUCGGGGACAUGUGGCCAGAGAAGAGGUAAAGAAAAUGAAGUCAGAGAAAGAAGAGGAAAAGAAGUGAGGCCACAAGUUUUACCCUCCCCCCCCCCCAGAAAACAUGAAAAA
This is a messenger RNA of Meriones unguiculatus (Mongolian gerbil), 654 nucleotides long. RefSeq names its product sperm autoantigenic protein 17 (gene Spa17). Lineage: Eukaryota; Metazoa; Chordata; Mammalia; Rodentia; Muridae. Gene Ontology annotation, biological process: binding of sperm to zona pellucida. Gene Ontology annotation, molecular function: calmodulin binding. The transcript has 5 exons. Bases 179 to 610 code for a protein of 143 amino acids. The record is from RefSeq and is a predicted model, not a curated record. Gene Ontology annotation, cellular component: membrane; sperm fibrous sheath; sperm principal piece.